AAUUAGUUAGGGGGCCCCAAUAACCGCCACUCUAGUCCUGAGGCGGCGAGGCCAAACCGGUUCAGGGCUGGGUUCUCCCAGUGGCCCGGGCUACCUGCCUUUCCAGGCCCACAACCCCAAUCCCUCAAGGUUGUCGCUUCACGGAUUGCCCUUCUCUAGAACCAACUCCGGCACGUCAUUGGCGCCUGCAGGAGAAUGUGCGGUCAUGGCCAUCGAGAAUGUUGACAAGGAACGGACGCGCUGCAUUUAAGCCAGAUGGCGACCGCAACAUUCCCGACGGCCCCCGCCCCGACCAGACAUGGCACGAAUGGGUUCGGCCGUGACCAGACAGCGAGCAGCCCGGGCUUGGCUCCACUACCAGAAGCCCGAAAAUCAACAUCUCCACCCGUUGCCGCCGCCACUGACUCGGCCCACCCGACAACCGCGAGCCCGGGCCCUAUCAGAAACUCGGUUGCUCCACCGACCUCCACCAUUCCUCCUCUACACCCAACCCACGGGACCACCGGUUUGAUACCCGGCUCGCGCAGCCGCGAUGGCACCUCGAGCUCUGUGCCCGUUUCUGAGUCCGAUUCAGCUUCGUGGUCAAGGGAGGAGUCGCUCAUUAGCUCCGAGGAUGACUACCUACCGCCUCCGCCCGCACUAGGGCGCAUCCCUUUGGUGUCAUCCGCUGCCCUGACCGUUCGAGCUUGGGGCGGUGGUGCUGGCCCACCAUUCACAUGGCGUCCCACAGCCAGUAGGCAUUCGCAGGCCCAGCGAACCGCCCCUGCAGCUUCUCCAGAAUCUCGGUCCGAAAAUCCAGACGAGGCGGUGACAAGCCUGCCCGCCGAAGCACGGGGCCGGAUUUUGUUGAUAAAGGUGGAGGAUCAACGCGGAAGAAUUAAACACUUGCGAACCAACAUGGCUGAGAAACGGGAGGGAGUGCGGAAGCUCCGUCGACAAAAGGCCGAGGCCGACAAUGCUUUUAUGCAACUAAUAAGACCGCACCUGGCCAAAAGGAUGACAACGGCCCCUACCGACUUAAUGGGCGAGCGAUUCCAUGAGAUGCAGAGCAUCCGCGAUGACUACUAUUCCGCUGAAUCUGCAUACGAGGCGUUGGAGAAAAAACUAGAUGGGGAAGAAGACAAGUUGCAGGCGCUGGAGAUGGAGUUUUUCCGUCUUUUGUACUACCAAGUUGGCGUGAGUCCCCCCGACGCUACGUCUGUGCAGUAUGGGGGGCAACAGGACGAGGAUGAGGGCGAGGAAAAACAUGCGGCGACGGCGGCUGCAGAGGAUCCGGAUAACGAUUCGGAUGACCAAGAGGAGAAUGAUACAUCGGAAGAUGAUGAUGGCAAGGACAGCGACCCGGCAUCAGCAUCAAGAAUCUCCCUAUUGGGCAUAUCUGGCGACCGUGAAGACGAUAUACACCCCUUAUACCAAGAGUUGCUUGACACCGUUGCAGACCGCGAAGACGCCGGCGAGGCAUAUGACGAGCUGCAGAUGCGGCAUGAUAAAAUACUGUAUGACCUCGAGAUGAAGCUCCAUCGCGACCGCGUACGCAACAACCAGGGCAACUUCAUGAGCGAGGACGACCUGAAGCUGCUGAGGUUAUCACUUGCACAGGUGCCCACGGACGCGAAAGACUUUAGGGCCAAGUUCGGGGUCGGUAUUGAAGACGACGACAUUGACUUCCUUCGGGGCUUUGAGCACGAAGAAGUCCAGUUGCGGAGGAAGCUAGAACAAGCAUCGGAUGACGUCGAGCAGCUGAGAAAGCUAUGCACAGAAAAAGGUGUGAUGCGUAAGAACGCAUCGUACAAUGAGGAAUUUGCCAUUUUCUCAGGAAGCAACCGGACUUCUCUGUUGCCCGACGGCAAUAUGUCGAUUGAGCCGCACUCAAGAGUGACGGGCGAUCUAGCUCACCCAAAGUUUCCGAUCUUGGUCUCAAACCCUUCGCACGUUCUCGACCUCCUCUCCCCAAAGGCGGCCAUGGACAGGGCCAUGAGGCUGCCCAAGGACUAUCCGGCAAACGCUCGGCGUAGAGCAGAGUGCAUGAAGGAGCUAGGCAUCACCAAUCUUAUGAAAAAGGUCGAGAGCAAACCAGACUACAUUAACCAGUGGCUCAUCCACAGAUUACGCACGUCUCCGAUGGAAGCCGAACUCAUGUUUACCAUUGCCGAGGAGAGCUUCAAGAUUGUCAACCUGCGCAGGUGGCAAGAGGAAGUCCUUUCGUACUGGCGACGAGACGAGGCUGCCCAGCUUUCACCUCUUGACUUUCAGGGCCCGCAGACGGCAAAGGACGAGCUGGGGAUCAUCGACAAUGUCAAGUCUCUUGUGAAUUCGGUUAUUGAGGCGUCGACUCGGCCAAAGAGCGAAGUUGGCGGUGACCACCACCACCUCCAUCAUCGUCAAGACCAUGAUGUCCGAUCAGUUCUGAGUUUUUCCUAAUCGCCACUAUUACUUUUCAAGCUUUCACAUUUCAUUUUGGCCGUUCCAUUUUAUACAUUGCCCUGUUCCUGGUUUAAUAUUUUUAUCCUGUACUUGGUGUCUCACGCCUUGAGACAAUUUCUAC
Molecule: messenger RNA, 2545 nt
Organism: Lasiosphaeria miniovina
Lineage: Eukaryota; Fungi; Ascomycota; Sordariomycetes; Sordariales; Lasiosphaeriaceae
Exons: 2
Coding region: 256-2421 (721 amino acids)
Source: RefSeq, a predicted model, not a curated record